Molecule: messenger RNA, 7289 nt
Organism: Megalobrama amblycephala (Wuchang bream)
Lineage: Eukaryota; Metazoa; Chordata; Actinopteri; Cypriniformes; Xenocyprididae
Product: adhesion G protein-coupled receptor L1-like
Exons: 27
Coding region: 1569-6098 (1509 amino acids)
Biological process (GO): adenylate cyclase-activating G protein-coupled receptor signaling pathway; cell surface receptor signaling pathway; heterophilic cell-cell adhesion
Cellular component (GO): axon; presynaptic membrane; postsynaptic density
Molecular function (GO): latrotoxin receptor activity; G protein-coupled receptor activity; carbohydrate binding
Source: RefSeq, a predicted model, not a curated record
UGUCAAACAACACAUAAUUUGAGAUGUUUAUGACAGUCAAAAAUGACAGAACUCAUUCAUGUCAGAUUUCAUUCAUGUCCAUGACUAUAUGUAUAUGAUACAGAGAAGCGCGCGCACAGGGAGAGAGCGAGCGAGCGAGCGCGAGGGAAUGAAGCAGGGCGUUCGUGUUCUCUCUGUCAAAGCUUUUGCGUUAAGAUCCGCCUGGUCACGCCUGCCGCAUCCAGCACAAACGGGAAUAGCAUUUCUCUCCCGUCAGGAACCGACACGCUUCCAAAAUAGAGUCAAUCCGGUUAAUUAUUUUAUCGAAACACCGAGGCCUGUGCUUUUUCCCCCUCCCGUUCCAGAGCCAGCGGUGUCGCCGUGUAUCUCUAUUGUAUGCAGCAGAAGAAUCCAUGACAGCCGCAUCUUCCAUUGAUCUGUUGAUAUCUGCUGGGAUCUUCUGCAUCCUUUACUACGACCAUAACAUCUGGCCGCGAUCACGGGCUCUUCUCUUUUAUAUUCCACCGAGUAUCCUGUUUUGCUGAAGAGAUUUUUUCUGUCCUACACACGGUGAAUGUAUAUGUGAACGCAGCCUUUUUUAUCCAUAUAUGCCAAACAGUGUUUUUAGCCGUCGUGUAUUUGUGAUUUAGAUUCGCUCCGCGCAGGCCGUGGUUUUAGUCACGGAUGUCCACGAUGGGUUUCUGCGCAAAAUGUCGCGGAUGUUGUUGAUUAUCGGUGUCGGAUUUAAACCGUUUUUUAAAUCGCUGUUCGAUUCGCGUGGACGGGGAGCGGCGCCAGGCGGGAAUUUGCGUCCGCGGCAAACGACGCAUUUGUUUUUGCCUUAACUCAUUUCACCCUUUUUUAUUACAAUGAUUAUUUUUUGUUUUCGAUGAAAAUCGUCUGUCUACCAGACAAGGAUCACCCUCUGUAUGGUCGUGGGAUUUUACGACAUAGUCUACAAUAUAUUUUUACCUCAGCUCGAUUCCUCAUCGUUAAUAUUAUUGUUGUUCAAGUGUUUAAUUUUCGAUGAAAACCACCAAUCAACCAGAAGAGGAUCACCCUCAGCUCAUCGUCUCAUUGCAAUACCCUUGACGAUCAACAGUUCAUCGCGUAAAGGCGACAAAAUACGCGCGAAUAGUCGAAGCGGUUCGACGUCGAAUCGACGGAUUUCUGUUGUGCUCAUAAUGACUAAUAAACCAAAGCGUUUCUCAUCUUCACUCAUGGAUGCUUUUUAUAUUGUAUGGUAAUUUGUCUUAUCGACAGGGUCAGGAGACUGUAUUCACAUUGGAUUAUAUCAUUCCCCGUUUUUAUUAUUCCUCCAGCGUGUUUAAGACUGAAGACAUUCUGUAAGGUGGAUUUUAAAUACCAUGUUUUUGGUCCAUUAUCGUCUGGAAGAUGGCAGCUGAUUAAAUUUUAAUCUUGAUGCAUUCUGGCGACACGGGAGGAGAAACGAGUGAAUAGGGGAGGAGAGGAGAGAGGAGAGGGAGAGGAGAGGAUGUAGGGUGGAUACGGGAGCACCAGAAGGUUCAUCUGACUUUACAGGGAGACUGUCCCGCCGCUUUCACCUUGUCCGUUCCUCUGUCGUUACCAUGGCGCUGUCACUGUGGUUACUGUGGAUGUGUCCUGUGUUGCUUAGCAACAUUGCUCCCUCCGAACAAGGUCUGAGCCGAGCAGCGAUGCCCUUCGGUCUGAUGAGGAGAGAGUUGGCGUGUGAGGGAUACCCCAUCGAGCUGCGCUGCCCAGGAAGUGAUGUCAUCAUGAUCGAGACGGCCAACUACGGCCGCACAGAUGACAAGAUCUGUGACGCAGACCCCUUCCAGAUGGAGAACGUGCAGUGCUACCAGCCAGACGCGUUCAAGAUUAUGUCACACAGGUGUAAUAACAGGACCCAGUGUGUGGUCGUCGCCGGGGCAGAUGUGUUUCCUGAUCCCUGUCCUGGCACUUACAAAUACCUGGAGAUCCAGUAUGAGUGUGUCCCUUACAAAGUGGACCAAAAAGGCACUCAUGAUACAGCAAUAGUCUUCGUUUGUCCCGGAACAUUAAUGCGAGUGUUGGAGCCCAGUUCUGUGCGGGAGGCGGAGCAUCAGUCGGGGGCGUGGUGUAAGGACCCUCUGCAAGCGGGCGAUAGGCUGUAUGUGAUGCCCUGGACGCCCUAUCGCACAGAUAUGCUGUAUGAAUAUGCUUCCUGGGAUGACUACAUCCAAAACAAGGUCACCACCACCUAUAAGUUGCCGAGUCGAGUGGACGGCACCGGUUUCGUCGUGUAUGACGGUGCUGUGUUUUACAAUAAGGAACGUACACGCAACAUUGUGAAAUACGACCUGCGAACUCGCAUCAAGAGCGGGGAAGCCAUUAUUGCGACCGCCAACUACCACGACACAUCGCCAUACCGCUGGGGAGGGAAAUCCGACAUCGACCUAGCGGUGGACGAACAUGGACUCUGGGUCAUAUACGCCACUGAAGCCAACAGCGGACGUCUGGUUGUUAGCCAGGUGAACCCGUACACGCUGCGCUUUGAGGGGACGUGGCAGACGAGCUUCGAGAAGCGCAUGGCGUCGGACGCGUUCGUGGCGUGUGGCAUCUUGUACGCCGUUCGUUCCGUGUACCAGGACGAUGACAGCGAGGUGGGCGGAGACCUGAUCCUGUACGCCUACGACACGCGCCGUAACCGCGAGGAGCCGGUGAGGAUCCCGUUCCCCAACCCGUACCAGCACAUCUCGUCCAUCAGCUACAACCCCAGAGACAACCAGCUGUACGUCUGGAACAACUACAUCGUCCUGCGGUACCCGCUGGAGUUCAGCCCGCCACAGCCCACCACAGAUCCUCUCUCGACGCCUCUUCUCUCCACCACUCCUCCGAAUGCGCUCUCCACCACGGUGUCGAUGGGCUUCAGCCCCACGUCCAUCCCGUCCGUGACCUUUCACCCGGUGGGAGCCAUAAACAGAGCUCCGGCAGGGCGGCCCAUCACAGCCACGGUCCCGGUGACCGUCAGGCCUCCCCGCCGACCGCAGGGGCCGCGCACACCCAUGUGCGAUGGCCGCGUGACCCGCGGGGUGCAGUGGCCUCCGACUCACCGAGGAGAAACGGUGGAGAGACCGUGUCCCAAAGGAUCCCUCGGUAUAGCCUCGUAUCAGUGUAUGGCAGAUGACGUGGUGUGGAACCCCAGAGGUCCUGACCUCAGCAACUGCACCUCACCCUGGGUCAGCCAGGUCGCUCAAAAGAUUAAGAGCGGGGAGAACGCAGCACAUAUCGCUGCUGUACUUGUCAAUCACACACGGGGGCGGGUCUAUGCUGGUGAUGUCACUUCCUCUGUGCGUCUGAUGGAGCAGCUGUUGGACAUUCUGGACUCACAGCUGCAGGCGCUCCGACCCGGAAACAAGGAGUCAGCCACACGCAACUACAAUAAGCUUCAGAAGAGAGAACGGACCUGCCGAGCGUUUAUUCAGGCGGUGGUGCAGACGGUGGAUAACCUGCUGCGUUUGGAGGCGCUGGAGUCGUGGCAGGACAUGAACGUCACAGAGCAGUCGCACACCGCCACCAUGCUGCUCGACGUCAUGGAGAAAGGAGCGUUUCUAUUGGCCAAUAACCUGUACGGGGGUCACUUCAGCGACCGCGCUCCCAACAUCGAUCUGGAGGUGUAUGUGCUCAACACUGAGAUGGAGCUGAAGGAUCUGUCGUUCCCCAACUCGUAUGACAGCGACAGCACCAUCCACGUGUCCUCGUCCACCAUCAAGCAGUACAGCCGCAACGGUCAGGUGAAGGUGGUUUUCACGCUCUACAAAAAUCUGGGCUCGUUUCUCUCCACUCAAAACGCCACGGUGAAGACGGACGGCGAGCCGAAGGCGGGAGGACACAGUCUGGCCGUCAACUCCCACAUCAUCUCUGCCUCCAUGAAUAAAGAGUCCAGCCGCGUGUUUCUGACCGAACCUGUCAAGUUCACACUGCGACACCUGCAGCUGGAGAACCACUUCAAUCCCAACUGUUCGUUCUGGAAUUACUCGGAGCGCUCGAUGACGGGGCAGUGGUCGUCGCAGGGCUGCAGACGUACGCACAGCAACAACACGCACACCACCUGUGCCUGCUCACAUCUCACCAACUUCGCUGUGCUCAUGAACCACCAGCAGCCCGCCUAUCCCGGCGGCGUUCAGGGUCUGAUCCUCUUCGUCAUCACGUGGGUGGGGAUGGUGAUCUCUCUGGUGUGUCUGGCUCUGUGUAUCUCCACCUUCUGCUGCCUGCGGGGCCUUCAGAGCGACCGCACCACCAUCCACAAGAACCUCUGCCUUACGCUCUUCAUCUCACAGCUCCUCUUCCUCAUCGGCAUGGAUAAAACACACUAUACUGUUGUGUGUCCGGUUCUGGCCGGUCUGCUGCACUUCUUCCUGCUGUCCGUGUUCUGCUGGCUCUGUAUGGAGACGGUGCAGCUGUACGUGCUGAUGGUGGAGGUGUUUGAAAGCGAGACGUCUCGUCGUAAGUACUACUACCUCUCCGCCUACGGCUUCCCCACGCUGGUGGUGGCCAUUUCCACAGCCAUCGACUACCGGAGCUACGGAGGACCCAAAGCCUGCUGGUUGAGGGUGGAUAACUACUUCAUCUGGACGUUUAUCGGCCCCGCCUCCCUCGUUAUCCUGCUGAACCUGGCAGUGCUGGUCAUCACCGUCCACCGUAUGCUGCGUCACUCCACCGUGCUGAAACCAGACUCCAGCCGCUUCGACAACAUCAAGUGCUGGACGGUCAGUUCUGUGACGCUGCUGUUACUGGUGUCUCUGACGUGGAUCUUUGGCCUCCUGUUCAUCAACGACAACAGCGUGGUGAUGGCGUACCUCUUCACCUCCUUCAACGCCCUGCACGGCAUGUUCAUCUUCCUCCUGCACUGCGCCCUGCAGAAGAAGGUGCAGAAAGAAUAUAGCAAAUGCUUGCGUCAAUCACCCUGCUGUGGCCACGCCUCCUCCACCAGUUCCCACGGUUCCCUCAAGAGCUCCGCCCAUCGAGGCAACAAUCGCUACUACGGCGGCAGCCAAUCACGGCACGCGCCAGCACAAAGACAGAGUCGCAUCAGGAGGAUGUGGAAUGACACUGUUCGACGGCAGACAGAAUCGUCCUUCAUGGCAGCUGAGAUCAACAACACACCCACACUCACCCGAGGCACUAUGGGUAAUCAUCACCUCCUAGCCAAUCCAAUGCUACAGACCCGCUCUGGCUCCUCCCCUUACAACACCUUAUUGGCUGAAACAUUCAACCCCCCCUCACCAGCAGUUUUCAACGCCACUGGCACAUUCAGAAACUCAAAGGGCACACUGUCACGCAGCCGAGAGUCAUGUGGGCUGGAGGGAGUUCGACUGAACGGAAACUACAACAACAGCUACUCGCUGCAUGGAGGGAGUUCGGAUCUGCUGGGGGGCGUUCCUGUGGGGUCAGGGGGCGUGUCUGGAGAAGUCAGCCCCGCCCUUUUGACACCCAGAGGGGCGGAGCCUGCUACCAGUUUGAGACGGAACCUUUCCGACGCAGCGGCGUUGGAGAAGAUGAUCAUAUCCGAGCUAGUGCAGAGCAACCUGCGGCCUUCCACCGAUCGAUACGGCAACGGAACGAAUUCGACAAUGCAACGGCAAGAUUACGCCACGUCGACGGGUCACCGAGAGCCUCCGCAGCGGCCCUUGCCCCGCCCACCUCCGCCGCCUCCGCAGGAUGAGGAGGAGCUGCUGUACAAAGCACUGGAAAAGCCACGCCUGCCGGAUAAACCUCGCCUACCGGAUAAACCCCGCCUUCCGGAUAAGCCCCGCCUCCUGGAGCACGCCCAAUCUGUGUUCUACCAGAGCGAGGAGGACUCGGAGAGCUUCUCGGCGGAAAUCACCGACAGCGUGGGCGGGGCCGGACCUGACUCCGCCUCCCUGUACGCACGGGACCGCGACUCGUCCUAUCCCGACAGUAGUCCCGAGGCGCUGGGGGCGGAGCCGCACCCCACCCUCCCGCCGGACGAGCUGUACUUCAGCGCGGGACGUCAAGCGCACAUCUCGGCCUUUUACCAGCCUCCGCCUCGCAGGACCAACGACGAGGCUCGGCUGGGACUGCAGCCCUCGCAGGGGGAGGCCGACGGACAGAUGCAACUGGUGACGAGUCUGUGACUAGGGCGCUGGUGACCAGGACACGCAGAUCUGGAGGAGGACAAUGAGGGUGGAUGACUUCAACAUCACCAUCAUCAUCGCGAUUAGCAUCAGGGUGAAUCUCAGUACGCCACUCCAAAUUCAAGACUUCUGUCUUUGUCGGUUGUGAAAUAUGAGCCGGACAUCUUUUUGUUGAGAUUCCUGCAUCAGUACAAUGAUAAACGAUUGUCGCUUGUCUUGAGAUCUCCCAAAAAGAGCAGCCUUGGGAGAACCCUGUUCAGAUGAUGAUGAUGAUGGCAAUGUUGGCUUCCUCCUCCACGUCUCUGUUUCCUGGUCACCCGCACACCCACCCUGCUCAUCUCACUGCCAUUCAAGCACAUCCGUCUGUCCUUUCCAAGAAGAAGAAGUCUUCUUAUCGGGUAGUUUUCCCUCCAUUUGUCCAUCCUCCAUCUCUUCCCUGCUGAGAAAAACAGUUUAAACCAGUUUGAGGUGGUUAUCCGUUCUCCUGGCCUGGUCGGUUUUGCUGGUUUUGAGUGGAAGACCAUCUGAAGACCACCUUAGGCUGGAUUAAGCUGGUUUUUCAGCGGGAUCUCUUUCGUUCAGGGUGGUGUGGUGUAUGAGUGUCAGACCUUUAUCAGAAUGUGAUACACCAGAGACCGCAGCUCUUAUACAUGCCAAAAAAUCACACACUUACACUCUUGGGGAGCGUCUGCCGUCGGGGUCACGCUCUCACCUUCAUAGAGGUCAAAGGUUACGAGUCGAGCACGUCGAGCGAGUCAACCUGACUGUUCUUUUUCGGCAGCCUUGCGGAUACAAGAACACUAACUGUUGCACCAAUCAUCUGCUUCGGUGUUGACACCGACCAAUCAUUUUGCCGGGUUUUGAGGACGUUGACGCAACGCUCCGCCCCUUCCUGUGCUUGAUCAAGGAUGUGAUGUUCAACGGCGGGCGGCCGAGCGACGGCCGCUCGCAAACUUCCUGUAAAUACGAACUGAGAGACGCGACAUCUCUGGACAUGCUUCUCUUUCACUUAUGAGUUUAUGGUUGAAAAAAGUCUUAAAGAAUAUGUAGAUGAUCUGAUGACACUGUCUCCUCUUUCGGUCUUUUUCUCACUCUGUCUCUUUCGGUCUUUCUCGCUCUUUCUCCGGGAGUGUUUAAUGUAAAAAGAUAAGAAAUGUUUUUUAAUCAAAAUAAAAGGGAUGAAAGCAAACA